Messenger RNA from Penicillium chermesinum, 1020 nucleotides. Its product is annotated as putative mRNA decapping hydrolase. Gene Ontology annotation, cellular component: nucleus; P-body. Gene Ontology annotation, biological process: deadenylation-dependent decapping of nuclear-transcribed mRNA. NCBI's taxonomy places the organism in Eukaryota, Fungi, Ascomycota, Eurotiomycetes, Eurotiales, Aspergillaceae. The coding region runs from base 1 to 1020 and encodes 339 amino acids. The transcript has 3 exons. Gene Ontology annotation, molecular function: hydrolase activity; RNA 7-methylguanosine cap binding. The record is from RefSeq and is a predicted model, not a curated record.
AUGUCUACUCCCGAGAGCCUCAUCCCCAAGUUCCAAAUAUCUAGGCUGCUCAAGCAAGAUCAACAUGGCCGCCGCAUCUCACUCCUCGGCUCAAUUGAUGGACAGCAAGGCAUUCUCACAGCUGAGCGCACGGCAUUUGCCACCGAGUCUCUAGAAACACUCCAGGCCUUUCAUGCCGCCAUCUCGAAGGUCAACAACCUCGGCGACAACGACAUCUACCGCUGGUACCUUGCUUCUUCCAGCGAUUCAAGCAACGCCUCUCAACAAGGGACCCAGCAAGACCUGAAGCUGAACCUCAUCUGGCCUUGCACAGAGCAGCACAUCAAAAAGUACUCGGAUCAAAAGCUUCGCAUGGUCACUGAGACGCCUGCGAUAUACAAGGACCACGUCCGUCCAUACAUGCAAGCGAAGCGAGAGGAGGGCCGCCUGAACUGGGUCUUCAAUAUCCUCGAAGGCCGGACCGAACAAGAGGACGUUGUUCUCCGGGAUGACGGGCAUGGCCUGGAAGAUGCGUUCCUGAUGCUUCCUGAUCUGAACUGGGAUCGCAAGACGCUGAGCUCGUUGCAUCUACUGGCCCUUGUGCACCGGCGCGAUAUCUGGAGUCUGAGAGAUUUGCGCAAGAAGCAUGUGCCGUGGCUGAAGUAUCUGAGGCAGCGUGUGCUGGAGUCAACUGUCUCUCUUUAUCCGGAUUUGGAGAUGGAUGAACUCAAGCUUUAUGUCCACUACCACCACCGCUGCUGGCUUCAGAAUGCGUACUUACGACUAUCAGACCAACCUACCUAUUACCACUUCCAUAUCCAUGUCGUUAAUGUCAUGCUGGAAGCUGGAGCAACGCAGGCUACCGGGAAAGCUUUCGGGCUGGAAAAUUUGGUCUCGCAGCUUGAGACACUGGCCGGUGAUGAGGAUGCGAGUCUGGCAGAUGUGAGCUUGACCUACUACCUUGGCGAGGCGAGCGAGCUGUGGACAGAGAUAUUUGCGCCAUUGAAGCUGAAGGGGGGUGUGCAGCCAAAGAGCCAAUAG